AUGCGCUAUUGCCGUCAAAUCGAAACAUAUGAACGAUGUGAAGCGGCUUUAUUGUCGACACAAGGAUACCGACUUCCUGUGAAUCCACUAAAAUCCGAAUUGAUCCGCGAGUUGCUUCGUUUGGGCUCGGUGAGUCCGCGAUCGAUGCGAAGGGACGUGAUGGUCCCAUUUUCCACAGAAACUCUUCAAAUACUAACGGGUGAAAUUGAAUUGAAGCCGGACACCAUAUUUGAGCAGAACUAUGAAAAAAUUCUGAACGAGAUUGCCGGAUUUGCAAUGCAAUAUCCCGAAAUCGGCAAAAUCAAAAAUAAGAUUUGCGAAAUUCUUGUCAAAGAAUGCCAAGAUUCGAGUUGUGUGACGCUUCAUCGAAAAAUGAUCGAGUAUGGAUGCGCAAAUUUGGCGACGAAACCAUUCGAGUACCUCAAAUAUCAUUUGGUUCGAAUGGUCUCGCAACGAACAAUCGACGUUCAAUUCUACCGUAUCGAUUUCGACGACUUCUCGAAAAUUCUCGACGACGACGAAUUGAACGUCGAAAACGAGCUGGAUCUGCUCCAAGUGAUCGAGGCGUGGAUAUCGGCGUGUCCGAUGCAACGCGAGCGAUUCCGAGUGCCGCUUCGCACUCAUCUUCGAAAAGCCGGAAUCCCACCAACAGAACUUUUGACAAUACCGAAUGUUGAGAAUUUAUCGACAAAACCAGCUCGCAAAAUUUGCGAUGUAAUGAUAACGAUUGGCGGAUGGCUUCACAAACAGGCAACCGACAACGUCGAAUGGUUCGACGUGGAAAAUAGACAAUGGGAACGCUCAAAAAUCGUGUUGCCCAUGAAAAUCGCGUAUCACGGAGCCGCUAUAAUUGAUCAAGAUUUGUAUAUAUUCGGAGGCUCCGACGGAAUGCGAUUCAAGUGUGAAACAUGGAAAUUCUCGGGUCAAACCGGCGAAUGGAAACGUUGCGAUCAAAUGAUGGACCCGAGGAAUUAUAUCACGAAUAGUUGUGUGGUGUAUGACGGAAAAAUCUAUGUAUUCGGUGGGCAGUGUGGACGAAUGAUCAACAAUCGGAAUCACAGAUGCGACACUGCCGAAGUGUAUGAUCCAAAAAUCGACAAAUGGACUUAUAUCGCAAGAAUGCAUGAUAUGCGAUCGGAUGCGGCUGCCACCCUAUUCGGAGAUCAAAUUUAUAUUGCGGGCGGUUUCAAUGGCACCAGAAUUCUGAAUACUGUGGAGGUUUACAAUCCGAAAGGUGAUUUCUAUUUGCGAGUUGCACCAUUACCAACCCCAUUAUCUGGGCAUUCCUUACUAGCCCAUCAGAAUGAUUUGCUUCUUGUCGGCGGAUUCAACGCAGCUGAGCGUCAGAAUAAGAUUCUGGUUUGGUCUGACCGCGAUGGAUGGGUUGAGCAUGACGAGAAGCUCCGAUUCGGAAGAUCGACGUGCUCGGCGUGCUCUUAUCGCGGUCACGUGGUUAUGGCUGGCGGAUACACGAACGCCGUCGAGAGAUCCUGCGAGACGCUUCUCGGACCUCAAGAGCGCGUCUAUGUGCCGGAUAUGCUUCAGAAUAAAAGCGCCACCAAGCUGUUGGUGGGAAAAAAUUGGCGAAAAAUUCUCGACAAAUUUGGCACAAUUCCGAAGGAUCGAUUGCCGCCGACCCCCAUUGCGAGCUACGCGCGAGACGAAGACGACGACGACUUUCAUACGAUUCAGUAG
Molecule: messenger RNA, 1695 nt
Organism: Caenorhabditis bovis
Lineage: Eukaryota; Metazoa; Nematoda; Chromadorea; Rhabditida; Rhabditidae
Source: the annotation of a GenBank genome assembly